Patiria miniata (bat star) is the source of this 1183-nucleotide messenger RNA. RefSeq names its product coiled-coil-helix-coiled-coil-helix domain-containing protein 5-like. Bases 285 to 626 code for a protein of 113 amino acids. The transcript has 5 exons. The record is from RefSeq and is a predicted model, not a curated record. NCBI's taxonomy places the organism in Eukaryota, Metazoa, Echinodermata, Asteroidea, Valvatida, Asterinidae.
UUUUCUUCAUUUGCACUUCGCUCGUCCCCACGUUCGCUCGCGUCCCCACGACCACGUGAUGCGAUGAGCUUCACAGAAAGUCAUUAUCUUGUGACUUGUGAAGGAAGUGACCUAUGACCUGUAUAUAAAGCAUCUGGCUGCAGCUGUUCAAGACAGCAGUUACCAAUGGAAUUCAUCAGCUACCAAUGGAACGUAUAGAGCAAUGGGCCGUCGGACCAAUGGUACUUCGGACUAUAGAGACGUCCCCGUUUGCAGGAAUACAUUGAUGCUACACGUCAUUAAAAAUGGAGGCUGUCAUAACUUUAAUUAUGAAAUACUGUGGGACAGAGCUGGAUCUGUAUGGGCAGUGUGUCAACGACCAUCCUAAGGACUGGCAGACGGCAUGUGCUGAGCUGAAGGAAAAGGCCUCCAACUGCUCAGAUCAUCAUCCAGUAGUUCGUCAGAUCAACCGUGACUGUGCAGUAGAGUUCAGCAACUAUGAUACGUGCCUCAAAAAGAACCCGGAGGAUGUCACAGUGUGUGUGGACCAGCUACACAAAUUCUUAAAAUGUGCUGAUACAUCUGCCCACAGAAUACAAAAUGCAAUUUUUGAACAAUCUAAACAAGAUGGAAGCCACACGUCAUGAUGAAACCCUACUUCAGCAUUUUAUGCAGGUUACAUAUCAAACUUCUCUGUACUUUCCAGCUUCCAAAACAUACUGGGUAUUCUGUAUUUUUGAGUAAAUAUAUAAAUAAGUUGCAAGUGAUUUGUAUAAAAUGUAUACGGGUAUGUCACAAUAUAGUGUGUAAUUUUGCAUUUUGGAAUUUAGGACAGAUUUGUGGGAAUUUUUCUACAGUUCGCAGAGUUUCUUUGGUCCUCACAACCAUGGAACAAGUAUGUUAGUUCAGGCACAUGUAAGAAGUAUCAACAUGUCCUGGUACAACAGUGUGUACGCACUUUGUUGUUGCACCAUUUGCCAUUGAUGGUGACAUAUUGGGCCAUAUUUAAAACCUGUACUGAGAACGGGGUUUUGAAUAAUGAGAAUCAAGGUGCUCGCUAACAGGAUUUUCACUCCCCACUUUAUGUCAAACAAAGAUUGCGGACCCCAACACAUUUAGCGUUAAUUUUUUGUGCAUAAGAUUCAAAGCACUCAUUCAGUGCAGGAGGAAUGAUAAAAAAAUAAAAUUGUACGUGAGCAUACUA